Molecule: messenger RNA, 1431 nt
Organism: Rhinocladiella mackenziei CBS 650.93
Lineage: Eukaryota; Fungi; Ascomycota; Eurotiomycetes; Chaetothyriales; Herpotrichiellaceae
Exons: 3
Coding region: 1-1431 (476 amino acids)
Biological process (GO): transmembrane transport
Cellular component (GO): membrane
Molecular function (GO): xenobiotic transmembrane transporter activity; antiporter activity
Source: RefSeq, a predicted model, not a curated record
AUGGCUUCACUCGGCCCAGAUGAGCGCUCAUCACUUCUUCCAAGGUCAAUUAGUCCUCCUUCCAACAAAGAUUUCACCUUUAAUAUCUGGCGAGACCUUGGCCUGCUUACCAGACGAACAAUCCCUAUCUGUCUUUCGUUCGCCCUCCAGAACGCCGUCCAAGCUAUUAGUGCGGUGAUAGCUGGAUCACUCGGGUCGUUCGAGCUAGAAGUCACCUCGUAUGGUUUCAUGUUCCUCUCGUGCACGGGUACGAUGCUGGCCAUUGGAGGAAGCACCGCCCUUGACACUUUGGGCGGUCAAGUCUUCACGUCCGAAGCCGCCACUGAAAAUCCAGAGAUCCUGGGACUCUUGUUACAGCAAUGUGUGCUCGUCUUGCUUGUCAUAUUUGGGAUCUUCAUCAUUCCCCUUUGGGUAUGUUCAGGGUACAUCUUCAUGGCCCUUGGUCAAGAACAGGAAUUUGCUUUUGCAACGGGCCGGUUUAUGAUUGUGAUGAUUCCUGCGGGCAUCUUGCAGGUCCUCGCCGAGUGUCUCAAGAAGUUUCUUCAAGUCCAAGGCGCCAGUUACGCCGUUGGAUGGGUUACCCUGACGGCCAGCACGGCUGGUGUCGUAACUACUUUGCUCAUUGUCAGGUGCAUGGAACUCGCCCUAUGGGGGGUACCUGCUGUUUUUGGCAUGUAUCAACUGUUCACAGCUGUCUUGUUACUCUGGCAGAUCUUCCAUACACCCUCGAUCAGAAAUACUUGGCGAGGGUCAAUAGCUGGAAUGACGAAAGGGUUGCCCCGCUUGUUUUCCUAUGCCGCCACUGGCAUCUUGACAAUUGCGACUGAAUGGUGGAGCUUUGAAAUCCUCGCCAUGAUGGCGGCGCGACUUGACAAGGAUUCUAUCGGCGCUCAAAGUAUCCUGAUGUCUUCGGACCUACUUUUCACGACUGUCUCUCUCGGAAUCAGCGUAGCAGCGAGCCAUCGCAUCGGAGGUCUACUUGGAGCUGAUCAGGGUUCGCUGGCGAAGAAGGCCGUUGUCACCCCAUUUUUGCUAUCCUUGAUCAUUGGGUCCCUUGAAUUUAUCGUCAUUAUGCUCGUACGAGGUUACUACGGUCGCCUCUUUACAGACGAACAAUCGGUCAUAGAGAAAACAGCUCAGGUUCUUCCGUUGAUGGCCGGGUUUCAAGUCCUGGAUCUAUCUAACGGCGGUGCUGGAGGUAUUCUGCGCGGUGCAUCCAAGAACCAUUUAUCAGGCCUCUGCAAUCUCAUUGGUUACUACGGAGUUGGCUUGACCUCUGCCUGGUUCUUGUGUUUUCAAAAAAGAUAUGGUCUUUUCGGUUUGUGGGCAGGUAUUAUCACCGGUAGCGGUGCACUUCUCGUCCUCCAGUCAUGCUGCAUCCUGAGUAUAUCUUGGAAAGAACUGAGCAGAGAGAUUUCUCACAGUACAUAG